AUUAUUUUAUAGCUUGCAUGUCAUUGUUUGUUUUCCUGUCCCUUAUAUGCUGUACAUGUUUCGUUCUUGUUCUUAAGGGUUAAGAGCCUGCUUUUUAGGAGUAUACACUUUACAAAUUUUCCAUUUAUUAUUAUUAUUGCCUUACACAGCUGUAAAAUGCUCAUAUCGUGCUCAUAUCGCCGGUCGAAUUAUAGUUUGUAAGCAUACUACUAUACAUUGGGAAAAUUACCGAUUACAGUUAAUGAUUAAUGCCAAGUCCUGUGCCCCGGGGUCCGAGCUGGGUCUCGGCCCCCGGGGAGACAAGUUUUGUGUCUUGUAGCAGACGACAGAUGAGUGACGUCAGACUAUCUACAUAGUUCCGCCUCCUGGUACGUCAUUUUUGUAAUUGUCGACGACCGUUAGCUUUCUGUAAAUCUCUACCCGAAUUUAAAUUGUUUCUGUGUGGAUUUGUGCUUGUUACAAAAUAUCUCAGCCUUUGUCACGCUGACCUUUAGACAUGUUCUGCAGAUUACGACAAAAUCAAACCGGAAGUUGAAGAGCCUCUGAGGUCUGGAAGCAGACGGCGACAGGCAUGUGGCGAGUCGUGACGCACUAAAACAGUUGUUUACGCACCUAUCGUGGAGAGUCCAACUCUUGUUCAUGAUGUCGGUUUAUCCCAUAGAAGAAAGUUGUGAAACAUCUCGAGAUAGCAAAGGAACUCAGAAUGGUACAGUUGUGAUGAGGUCUGUAGGGAGGGGGCUAUCAAUGCCUGCCGAUCACAGUGAUUUAGCAAGUCAGCUGGAACAUGUUAUGUUUACCCCCGACUCGGCCGAUGAGGUUGAUACUGUGAAAAAGCAGGUGACAAGAAAAACACAGCGAAACAGGAAAGCGACCAGGUCCCUGUAUGGCGUGAGCCCUAACUGCAAGUUUGGGCCCAAAGGCUAUCUUCUAGAUUGCACCAGCGCAUUUCUGAAGAUCCCAGAUCCAAGCAGUCAAAAGCUGAACUGGCUAAAAGCACCUUUAUCAGUGUUGGUUAUCAAAAAACCGCUGGACCAUUCUGUGACAGUGGCAUUCCGUGAUCUGGUGAUUUGGCUGAUAGAGGAGAAGAAUCUGCUGGUGUUUGUUGAGGCAAGUGUAGUAACAGACCACUAUCUUACUGAUGAUGAAAAUUUUCAGCUCGUGCAGGAUAAGCUCAUGCGCUUUCGAGAAGGUGAGGAUGACCUGGAAGACAAAGUGGAUCUUAUUAUCUGUCUAGGGGGAGACGGUACACUCCUUCAUGCCUCCUCUCUUUUCCAGCAAAGUGUUCCACCUGUUAUAGCCUUUAACAUGGGCUCCUUAGGAUUCCUGACACCAUUUCAAUUCUGCACUUACAAAGAAAAGAUCACCAACAUCCUAAAUGGUCAGGCUUCUCUGCUGCUGAGAUACCGCUUGAAGUGUGUGGUCAUCAACCAUGUGCAGAAGGAAAACAGCCACACCCCAAUCCCCCAUGUCAAAAACCUGGAUAAAAAUAGUCAGCAUAUUACUUCACACAUACUGUGCUGUGGUAUGAUUACCUGGCAGGUAUUGAAUGAAGUUGUCAUUGACCGAGGCCCUUCCUCUAACCUUUGUCACCUUGAUCUUUACAUUGAAGGACGUCUUGUCACAACUGUGCUUGGGGAUGGGCUCAUCAUCUCCACCCCCACUGGCAGCACUGCUUACUCUGUGGCAGCAGGUGCCUCCAUGAUUCACCCCAACGUACCUUGCAUCCUCAUCACACCCAUCUGUCCUCACUCUCUCUCUUUCAGACCUAUUGUGGUGCCUGCUGGUGUUGAAAUCAAGGUAACCUUGACCCCAGAAGCAAGAGGCACUGCCAUGGUAUCCUUUGAUGGUCGAAACCGACAGGAGAUUCAACACGGUGUCAGCUUACGAAUCACAACAGCUUCCUACCCUGUUCCAUCAGUUUGUGCACGAGAUCAGAUCGAGGACUGGUUUGAUGGUCUGGCUGACUGUCUGCACUGGAAUGUGCGGCGCCCACAGAAGGCCUUGUCAACCAGUGCCAGCCUCACCAGCUUGGAUUCUGUGGAUCUGGAGCCAUUGCAAACCCCCGGUGAGACCUCAGAGGAUUGAUGGCCACCAGCAGGUCUUUCAUUUGUUUUACAUUUUUUUUUUAUGCACACCAUUGGCUCAAGUAGUUUGUAGCAUGAGUGGGGUCUCCCAUUCUAUGAUUCUUUUAUGUACUUGUGUGUGCGCAUGUGUGGGUGUGUGUUUAAGGGAGGUUGAUUUUUGUUAGACAUGACAAUCUGUGGAACAGGUAAAAUGUUGAAUCAUGUUCCACUUCUAGAAUCGCAGUUUUAUUUCUUUUCACUUUAAAGAGAGAAACUGUAUUGAACUCUAAAAUGAAGAGGUUGGGAGUUGAUUAGGAAAAAAAUUCAGUAGUUAAUAAUAUAAGAAUAUUGAUUAGUUUUUGUGAACCACAGAAAAAGUGCUUGUUGAUUGACUUAUUGGCUUGUUAGUUUAAGACUUUUUAAAAGGAAUGCUGAGCGACUUAUCAGGGUUUAAGGGUCAAGUGCUUUAGAACAUUAGAAGACAAUUUAGGGAUUUGCCUGCCAAGAGAAAAUAUGUAUUAUCAUUAUAAUUCUUUCACAUACCAAGGGAAAGAGUGAUGCACAAUGACAAAUGUAAUAUUUGUAUAUGCAUAUAGAAGCAUGUACUGAUUAUCUGAUUGUCUUUCCAUUUCUGAUUUUCAUGAACUUAACUUUUCUACUAAACUGUGCUUUUCAUGUUUAAUUUAUGUAUUAUUCUUAAGUAAUUUAUUUAUUACUAAGUGGUUUGUUAUGUACAUUAGCAUGUAUCAAUUCAUAUUUUUUGAGAAAUGGCAGUUCAGAUCCAUUUUAAUGAGUUUUUGAAAUCAACAUGUGGUCAUAUUAUUUUUACCACCAUAAUAUCAAAGUAAAUGAAAGCAAUUAAUGAGUAAACAUCAAACUAAAGUUUAUUUGAAACCCAUUGGUGGUUCUAAUUUUUUAAUAUGGUUUUCACAGCAUGUGUCUUUUUGUCCUGUUUUGUCUUAUCAAGUAACCAAUACACAGAGCACUUUUCAGCUUGCUUUGUGUGCCUUGCAUGUGAUGCUAAUAUACUACACCAUGCCUUUCUUUUCCCUGGAUGUUGAAAACUGAGCCUCUGUCUUAUUAUUUUUUGUUGCUGCCAUAUGUACAUCGGUCAGAAAAAAGACUCGAAAAGACCUUUUUCUUUCCUUUAAAGUCAUCAACACGGUGGGAAUUUAUUCAAAGUAUUGAGUUUUGUCUGAGGGAAUAAAAAAAUUUUUAUUAAUGCACUGAUUUACCAUAGACACUUUUUAUGGGUUUUUAUCUGUUAGGGCAAGUUUGAAUAGAGGUUUAACCAGUUUCAGAGCUAAGGUUCAAAGACUUGGUAAGUCAAAGCAAGCUGCACAUGCAUGGUGUUGCUGAAUUGUUUCAGCACAAACAUUUUGGUUGCAGAAGAAUCAUUUUCUUGGAACACCAUUUCAAGAUCACAAAAGAUUACGUUCUAUCUUCGCCAGGCAAUGUGAUAGAUGCUAAGACAGGAUAGUAGGUUUGUAACCUCCUCAAUACAGUUAUUGAAAUGCAGUGUGUUGCUCGCUGAUCUCAAGGUGUACUACACAUUAUUAUUGAUAAAGAGCUGGAAAAAAUGAAAUGGACUGAUAGUGUCGGUGUGGUAGCUGCAUGUUCAGCAUGACUUGUGUUAUCUAUGAAAAAAGUUUGUUACACCUAUGUUGUGUAUGUGCCCAAACUGAAAAAAGAACAUCUUUUGUUUGCAAAUUAUUGUGACGCAUAUACUGAAAGUAGAGCUUCUGCAGAUUCCCUGUGCUUUAUCAAAGGCAUGACUUUCUUUUUUGCUUGUACGAUAAGUGCUGUAGUCUGUUGAUUACUUACAGCUGUAGAAUGCAUCAACACGUCUGAGAUGUGUUAUUGUCAUCAACGGUUGAUUGUAGCAUUCUCCCAAACUGCACCACUGCUCUGCUUUCAUUAUGACAAACCAUGUAAAAAGCAUCACUUGCUGUAGUUAGAAUUGUCAUAUUUGCUAAAGAGUAUGUGAUCUAGGCUGGUAUUUUAGGCACAGUUGUAAAUAAGUGAUUUCUUUGCAACCAGAAAUGUUCAGGAAAAAAAAAAAUUGUGAUGUUAGUAUCCAUAGUUUAAGUGCUUCUUGCUUCUCUGGCAUCUCUAUCUUGUGCCUGUUUGAUCAGCUUUGUGUUCAGAUGUUUUUGGUUAUGCUGUGUGCAUUCUUGGAUCUGUUGAAAAUAAGAGUUCAGGUUUCAGUAAAACCAAAGUAUUCAUUUACACACUAUUAUUGUGUAAAAACCAUGUGGUUUUAGCAGACUAAUCAAAAACUCUAAGAGAUUUGCUCUGAUAGACAUGACAGAUCUGAAGAAUCGCUCCUUGCAGGUCUGUAGCAACUAACUGCAGUUUGUGAAGUAUAUUAUUAAGCCAAGUAUAAUAAUAAAAUGUGUACAAUAAUAAUAUGAUAUUGAUGGAAAUGAUAGAUGAUAAUGACAAAAUUGUCAUUUCCAGAAAUAGGUCUAGCAAUACUAAUUGCUUCCUGAAUGCCAUUAAAACAUUGGUGCCACAAAACACAGUGUGAUCAACAAGUUUAAUGUACAAUUUGGAUAUUGAACAUUUGUGCUGUUCUUCCCUUUCUUAUUCAUAAAUGACCAUUUCUUCAUAAAAUGUGUGCAUCUGGUCGUUUUCCAGCUAUUUAAGCUAUUUGAUGUUGCUGUUGUUGGACAUUUUGAGAAACAUGUUUAAUGAAGAUGUAAAUGUUGAUAGUAUAAUGCACCCUAUGUAUUUCACAUGAACAGUGGUGUAUCCACUUGCAUUCUAUUUCUUAUCACAAGUGGUGUGAACUGGUGCUAAUAUUAUGUGCACUUCCACCGCUAUUUCCUGUCAUUGUUGAUUUUCUCUGUCUCACAUUUCUUAAGUGUACCAUCACAAAUGAUGCUUCCUUUGGUGUAUAUUUCACAUGCCAAAGCUUUGCGGUAUUCCACAACACACCUUACAUUUCACUUACUCUUUUUUGAUUGUUAGUCUUGUUCCAUUUUUUCAUAAUUGCAAUGUGCUGCAUGGUGCUUGUUUCAGUUGUUUGUACUAGUAAAGCAUCCUGCUAUUUCUAGUAUAUAUUUUAAAGCUAAUUAUCUUUUAAUUUUCUACAUGUCAUUUCCAUUUGUGCAUCUUUCUAUUUAUGUUCUGCCCCAUUGGCAGAUGUGGUUUAACUAAUCACUUCUUUUCUGUCUAAUGUGAAUGUUUCAUAUCUAUACCUCCUGUCAGAUAUCUAUGCAUGUGUUGUGAAGCAGGUUUAAGUAUGUCAUGUGUAUUGUUCAUCCUUAGACCUUUCACUGCUCACAUUUGAUGGCUGGGUGUUAUUUGUGAGACAUUUCACCUUUCAUACCUGAUCGCUGUUGUUUGUGAGACGUUUGACUUCUGGAGGCUGUCUACUAUUUACUGUUAGAAUUGCUUCCUUUCUCUCUGGUCAUAAUGGGAUUUGGCUUGCCACUAGUAUCUAGCAUCACGUAACUGUUUCUCUAGUGAUUAUUUAUGUCUCUCAACUGAUUUACCCAGUCCUAAUGCAAUGACUGUUGCUUUUGUGGUCUUCCUGUUAAUGUAUGCUAUUUUGUCCACCAGGUAUAUUGUUGCAGGUAAGUUAUCUCUCCACAGGUUUUGGGUGUCUUCACAACAUCGGUUACUGUUAUUGAAAGCAUUUAGCAUUUGAAGUUUACUUUAGGAACCAAUUUGCCUUACCAGGGCUAGCAGUGAAGGGUUCAUUCAACUAUGUCAUACCACAAACAUUGAAGUUACUGUUUGCAUCACCAGGUCUGCCUUCAUGUUGGUGAAAUGGAUCUACUCCUGCUGGCCCUGAUAAGGCAAAUUUGCUUUUCUUUCUUUCUUGAAGAUUUUGUAAAACACAUUGGAUGUUAUACUUAACACUGAAUACCACUCAUGAUGUCAUGUAGCUGUCACUGGUGGUGGAGCAAGCUGUAUGUGGAGGUGUGGACAACCCUAUGUACCUCUCUCACCUCGCUUGUCUUAUGCUUUGCUGUCAGUGUAGGUGUGAACUGUCCAUUGUUUCUCUCAUUUAGUGUCGUCUUCUACGCUUUGGAGGUGUGGACUGGCUGUUGUUUUUUUUAUCGAGUGUAUCUUCUACUUAAUGAGUGGCUGUAUGCCUCACAAAUUGUUUAUCGUAUAUAGUAUGUCUUCUGCCAUGACGAGUGUUAGUGUAACAUCACCUAUCUUUCUCAUCAGACAUAUCUUGUGGGUUUUCUUCCUGGGAUACAAUAGAUCAGUUUAAAGCACCUAUCUGUGGCAGUCUUUCUGUAAAGGGGAACCAGUAGUGUUAAAUAUUACUCUAGCAUCUGAAAUAGUAUCAGGGCAUUGAUAAGUGUUACUUAAGGAGUUAGCUUUGGGAUAAAAAUACCAUUUUAACUAGACAUAUUUUGGAACAUGUGACAAUCCUUGGCAAAUUUUUGUGUUGUGAUAAAUUUGCCAAACAUAGGCACCUGUUUGACAGUAUGUUUGGUUGAGAAUGCCUUUUGCAGGCAUAUUUAUGCAGUCUUGCAAUUUAAAAUCAAAUGGCAAUAUUUUUGUAACUUUUAAGUUUCUCAAACGACUGUUUUUCCUGGAUGUUUAACUGUUAUUCACUUUGACCUCAGGAACACUGGGAAGCAAAGUAUGAACUUUAUCACCACUUGCUGGACUGCACAAUACCAGUAUGUUUAAUGUUUGUAGAAGAGCAAUUACAUGGGCGGUGACUCUUAUUUCCUGUCAGUGUGAGUGUCUUGUGUACAUUAUGCUCUGUGAUUGAUUAUAUUUUACUGUCUAUUUUAAUACUGACAAAUACAAAGUGCAUAUAAAAUGUACACAGGGUCUUUGUUUAUCAUUAUUUGGUUAAUAAAGUGCAUGUGUA
Pomacea canaliculata is the source of this 6909-nucleotide messenger RNA. RefSeq names its product NAD kinase-like. Lineage: Eukaryota; Metazoa; Mollusca; Gastropoda; Architaenioglossa; Ampullariidae. Gene Ontology annotation, molecular function: NAD+ kinase activity. Bases 640 to 2085 code for a protein of 481 amino acids. The record is from RefSeq and is a predicted model, not a curated record. Gene Ontology annotation, biological process: NAD+ metabolic process; NADP+ biosynthetic process. The transcript has 12 exons.